UAACACUUAUUCAACUUCAAAAAAGAUAACGUUUUCACAUCACUAAGAAGUACUGAUAAAAAGUUAUAUUUUUAUUUUUUUCGCUUACUUUAAACGUUUAAAGAAAGUAAUCUGAAAAAUGCCGGCCUUUCACUCGGAGAUUGAGGAUUUCCAAGGAUUGGUGGGUAAUAUGGCCAUUUUACCAUUGCGUACACAAAUCCGAGGACCAGCGCCCAACGUUGAUAUUCCCAACGAUAUCAUCGAUGAGUCACUGUACUUCUGGAAGUCGAACAUUUUCUUCCGCAAUUACGAAGUUAAGUCGGAAGUGGACCGGGUGCUUAUCUACAUAACGCUGUACAUAACCGAAUGCUUGAAGCGUCUGGCCCGCUGCUCGAGCAAAGCGCAGGGUCAGCAGGAGCUGCAUAGCCUGGCCAUCUCGCGGUUCGACUUACCCGGCGAUCCCGGAUUCCCCCUGAACGCCAUAUACACCAAGCCCGACGAUCCGGAGCAGAUGCGUCAGUACUUCCUGCAACUGCGCCACGAAACCGGAUCGCGACUGCUGGAGAAGGUGUUCGAUACGCCGGACGGCAAGCCCAGCAAGUGGUGGAUAUGCUUCGCCAAGAAGAAGUUCAUGGAGAAGAGUCUCUCGGGACCGGGAAUGUAGAAAAAUUCACCAUUUAACGCCCUUUUUUUUGUACUGUGCACUGGUAAAGGAUAAAAGGAUUUCAAUGCAUUUAAAUAUUUAAAUUUUGUUUUUGGAAGAAUUUUUUUUUAUAUUUGCAAAAAAAAUUUAGUUUUAGUAUUUU
This is a messenger RNA of Drosophila elegans, 785 nucleotides long. RefSeq names its product actin-related protein 2/3 complex subunit 3 (gene Arpc3B). The record is from RefSeq and is a predicted model, not a curated record. Gene Ontology annotation, molecular function: actin filament binding. Bases 119 to 643 code for a protein of 174 amino acids. The transcript is spliced from 3 exons. NCBI's taxonomy places the organism in Eukaryota, Metazoa, Arthropoda, Insecta, Diptera, Drosophilidae. Gene Ontology annotation, cellular component: Arp2/3 protein complex; cytoskeleton. Gene Ontology annotation, biological process: Arp2/3 complex-mediated actin nucleation; regulation of actin filament polymerization.